This is a messenger RNA of Gryllus bimaculatus (two-spotted cricket), 5951 nucleotides long. NCBI's taxonomy places the organism in Eukaryota, Metazoa, Arthropoda, Insecta, Orthoptera, Gryllidae. The record is from the annotation of a GenBank genome assembly.
UCUCCUAGUUGACGGUAAUGCGCCGGGUGAGGAGUAUUGUUUACUCGUCUUCGCAGCACUGCUCGAUAUGGUUGCGAUCCUGCGACAUCUAGCGGCACGAUUGAGAAAGACGCAAAAUGCUGUGUGAUAUUCUGUCUUGAAGUCAGGCCCUCACUCGUCCAGAAAUAAAAAGAAAUAAGUAUAAGUAUGAGUGCUCUGUACUUCUGACGAUUUUUUUGGAAAUGCAAUUUAUAGAUUUUGUGCCGUGUGAAGUAUUGUGCAUCUUUUCAAAAAUACACGUGCCCGCGUAGAAAGAGGGAUAUUUGUCUCCAUCUCAUUUUUGCUACAAAAUUGUAGGCUAAGAACUAAUCGUUUACGUUGAAGAUAUGAAGACUAAAAAGGCAGAGAAUGUGGACUGUGACGAAAAAGUGAAAAAGAGAAAGAAAGUAAAAAAUGUUAGUGUGAAAAAUAACGUCACGAUACAACUCAAGUCGGAUACAAAUAAAAUGAGAGCCGAAAAGUAUUUAAUGAAAUGGCACGAAGACAGAAAUCACUGGAAAUUUGAGAAGACGCUGCAAAUUUGGUUAAUAAAACACAUGUUCAAAUCCUCUCAGGUGUCGGAGGAAACCUUCCAAAUAUUUUUGGAAUACAUGUCUGCAUCUAAAGGGCAGGUAUUUCAAAGGAUUAAAGAUGUCUGUCAAAACAUUGUUCAAUCGGCAAAUCAGUGGACAGAGCAAAAGGAAGCAGGCCUGUCAGAAGAGGAAAUAACAUUGAAAUAUCCUGAUUUGCAACAGAUCCAUGAUGAAAAGUACCUACGAGCCAGAAGACUUCUUCAGUCUCUAGAUGAUACUGCGAUUAAAACAUAACACUUGUAUAUACUGUUUAUGCAGUUUUUUUAUUGUAAUGUACAUAUAUACAUAUUAAAUAAUACUUGGAACUUAAGUGUAUGUUAUUUAAUGCAAGAUAUUCCUGUCCUGGUUAGUAUACUAUUUGGCAUUGCCCAACUUAAUUUUCUGAGUUUAAGAAACUGUGGGAAAUAUAAAAUUAGAUUUAAAUUGCAGACCCUCCUGAUAACAUGUUUAUCUUUUAAUCAAUUCACAUGGGAGUCUUGCUCAUUUAAGAUUUCUUUAAAAAUUAGGUGGACAAAACUCCUGUUUCACUGCAACCAUAUGAGUUUCUAUCUGUGAUGCAACAUCAGGAUAGGUUUCAUUGGGGAGUAAAUUUUAUACAAAAGUGAAAGCAUACAUAAUUCUCAAAAAACACCAGAGAUCUUUAUUUUCUGCUUUCAAAAAUUAAGCAAAAUUAUGCUGUUUCUCUGCAAAGGAAUACAAGAUUAAUUAAUUCAACUAGCUUCACUCCCCGGAAAGGUUGAAAUAGCCAGACUGGAAUACUAAACAUUAUUUCUGGAAAACAAUUUCAAUUUGCUGAUACUUUCUCCACAAACUUUCUGAGUUUAUCAGUAUCUUGUAAUCCAACUAGACGUUCUGCCACUUUACCAUCCUUGAUGGCAAUCAAAACUGGGACAGAGCCAACCUCAUAGUCCAAUGCUAAAUCUGUGUUCUCGUCGAUAUCAACUUUAGCUAGAAGAACUUUACCCUUCUGCUCUUCAAUGACCGUUUCUAAACGAGGAGUAAGCAUGCGGCAUGGGUUGCACCAUGUUGCAAAGAAAUCGACUAUUACGGGUUUCUUGCUAUUCUUCACUCUUUCGUUAAAAUCUUCUUGGUCCUGCACUUUAAAGGAAUUGGUGGCUAAUGAAGCACUGGCAAAGUGUGCUUUUGAAGAGACCAGGACAUUAUUUAAUGUUGUUUUGCAUGUCAUGCUUCUAAGCAUGAAUGCUUUUGUAAAUACAGAAGGCUGCAUAUUGAAGAAAAUAAUAAACUCAACGGACAAGCGAAAUUCUAUGAAUUACAAUUUACGGAGACACUUGGCACGCUCAAUGACAACCCUGCUCAAAUGGCACGAAAGUUGCCUCGCGUUCUGAACUAAACUAUUCAGAUCCGUUUGAAAUUGUCCCUUCUUGAGCGAGAAGAAUCAGAUCGCAGAUGAUGUCAGAUCCCAGGUCAGGUCCAGGUCCCUAACCACAACGCAGACAUGAUUAUGCAUUUAUUCUGCCAAGGUCAAGAACUCAAAUGUACAUCGUUAUAUUUGUUAAAAUUAGAAAUCACUUUGCCCGUAGGGCAUCUUUUUCCAAUUGCUAAGCCAGAUUUUGCUUUUGAAGCGUUUCAACAAUGUACAGAAGGUAUCAGCGAUGGUACAUUAUGUCAGUUGCAUUAUUGGUAUAUUCCGUAUAUUCCAGCGUAUACAAAAGGCUGUUGGUAAUACUGUCCCCCCUUCCAUUAAAUGAAAAUGGCGUGCGGACGUUCUCAUUAAAUAGCACUACGAAAUUCCACUAUUUCUAAGGGCUAUGUAAGUCGUAUUGUAUUUUUCAAAUAAGCAUGUUGUGGAAUAAUGUUGCUUUGCUGCUUGAAAUGCAGAUUAGUAAUUAAGGUGUCUUAAUCUUCAAUCCAAUCAAAACGAUCAAUAGGUUAUCUUGCAAUUACUAUCUGUUGAAAAACAUACGUGAACGUGUUUGCGCGAGAAAAAGUUCAAAACUAUCUACUUGUUGUUCGAGAAAGGAAAUUUAAACAUCUUAGAAAAAUGGCCAGCAUAUGUCGCGAGUCCAAAAAGGCCUCAAAACGGAAAUUUUUUGAAGAUCGACAGGGCACAGUAGAUUCACAGAAAAUCAGAAAACUCGAUAACGAGAAGACCCCGAAGACCCCAGAAAAACCGUCGAAGGAAAAGGAAAAGUUUGGAAUGAUGGACAUGGAUGAAGAAGCAAUGUUGGAAAAAUUGGUUCUCGGAGAUUUAUCUUCAGUUCUGGAUAAGUUGGGAGAAGACAAUGACAGAUUUCCAAGGCUCAUAAUGGAUACAGAAGGUGACUCAGGUGUAGAAGAGGGUGUAAGUACUCCUGAAGAUGAUGAAGAGGAUGAAGAACCUUCUACUUCUUGCAAACAACCAGCUUGGCGUGAUGAAGAAGACUCACACUUGUGUAUUCAGGAAGCAUUAAGGACACAAAAUCGGAAGCAAACUAUUAAGUUUCCUGGCAAUUCAGCUGAUGCUUACACGGGAAUUCUUCAGCAGCAGUUUAAUAAUAUAGUUGGUACCCCUAAGUGGGCUCAAUUAGAAGAUAAGGAGGGAGAUGAAGAUUCUACUGAUUCUGAUGAUGAAAUUUUACAACACUGUGGAAAAUUCAUUUCCAAAAGCUCUAGUGCGUUGCCCCGUGGUGUGUUAAGUAUAAAACGAGUCUUGGAUCUCAAUUCCAACACUAGAACGGAAGGUCCCAUUAUAAGCGCUGUACAUUUUCAUCCGAAGUCAUCUGUAGCAUUGGUUGCUGGUCUAUCAGGAAUUGCGUCAAUUAUACAGCUACAUUCCCUGGAAGCACCUUCCUUGUUUUUGGAUUUUGUGAACAUGUCAAUAGAGGUGUUCCACUUAGAAUCUGAGGAAGAAUAUGUCUUUGUAAAAUCUGUUCAGAAUCUUGAUCAUCUGAACCUGAUCUGCCCUGUGUUUUCAGUUUUUGUGGUAGAUAAUUGCUGCUGGUUUGGUGUGGUAGGGAUUCGAGAUCAGGUAGAUGGCGAAAAAAAUAACAAAUUGCAUUCUGUUCAAUUCCAACGUUUUCCAAUUAGUACUGCAAAAUUUACAAUAGACGGCAAUGAUUUUCUGGUUGGCUCUCGAGAACUUCCAUAUUACUAUCGCUAUGAUAUGCUUGAAGGUCGUAGUUUAAAGGUUCAGCCUCAGACAGUAACUCCAAUAACAAAUUUCAAGCAUUUCCAGCUCUCUCCAGACGGUCAGUUUAUGGCUGUUGCCGGCCGGUUUGGUAACAUAUAUCUUCUCUGUGUACGUACAGGGGAAUGUAUUGCUACUCUAAAGAUGAGUGGAGAAGUUUCUGUACUAGCAUUUAAUGUUGAUGGUUCUCGAUUAUUUUCUCAUGGAGAUUCAGGAAUGGUCUAUGUGUGGGAUAUGAACAGUCGAUCCUGUCUCUUCCAAUUUUAUGAUGAUGGCUGCAUAAGUGGUACAGCCUUGGCCCUGUCCGCCAAUGGGCAGUAUGUUGCCACUGGCUCAGCUCAGGGAGUGGUGAAUGUAUAUGAAAGUUCUUCAUUGUCGAAAUCGAAAGGCAAACCAACACCUGCCAAAAUAAUUUAUAAUCUCACUACCUCAAUUACUUCCCUCGCUUUUAAUGCUAGUUCAGAGAUGCUUGCAAUUGCCUCACAUUAUAAAAGUAAUGCAAUUAGAAUGGCACAUUUUCCAUCAAUGACUGUCUUUAGCAAUUUCCCAGGAUUUGCCUACAAUGUAAUUAGACCUAAUGCAAUGGACUUUUCUUUAAACAGUGGAUAUUUCAGUGUAGCAAACAACAAUAAUACUGCCUUUUUAUUCAGAUUGGGACAUUAUGGAAACUUCUAAGAUGAAUGAAUAUUAUAGGAGCUAUCAAUUUCUCUGGAUACUGGUUUGUUCUCAUGUCGAUACAACAGGUUCCUAUUUAUAUGCGGGCGUUCACCAAUGGUAAUAUUUGCACAGCGGCAUACCAAACCUUUCUGUGAUGUUAUGUUGAUCCAAUAUUAUGUUAAGCUAAAACAUAGAAGCUUAAGUCAUGUAAAACUUCUCUACUUGUGUGAAUGUGAAACGUAGACAAAUGUGUCGAACAAGUGUGUCCUUGACAGAUAUUGGCUCCUUACAGUGUUUGGUUAAUAUGUGCUAUUUCAUUUGCAUUCACUGCAACGAGAGAUGAUGUGGUAAUUCAUAUUCUUCACAAAGAUCACAGCUUAUAUCAGUUUCAACAUUUAUUGCUGAUUUCUAUUUUAGUAUUCCAUUAUAGUUGCCUGUUUGUAGAAACUUUGUAGCAUAAUUGAAAAUAUUUAUGGUAACACUACAAUGGAAAUACUGUUUUGUUCAUACUUCCUAUGAGAAAAUAAUUAGUAUUGCUGUAUUACCAGCAGUAUUUGGCUAAAAUUUGAUAAGAUGACAAUGUCAUUUUGAGAGGAGAGAGAAAUAUCACCGUAAUUUAAUAGUAGUGUACAAGUAUAGUAGUAUUUUAUUUGCAGGUAUGUGUAUCUCAAAUUUCUUCAUUUUUUCGUUACAUUGUUCUGUCAAUGGAACCAUGAUGCAUUGAUAUUGUCAUUUGUAGAAUUCUCUAAUUGAUUUACCAUUCAUGAAUUAUUUCUGAGGCUAAUAAUGUCCUUGAUGUACUAUACUACUGGAUUCUGUAUUUAUUUAGUGAGAAUUAUAUGAUAUAUAAGUUUGUAAAGAGAGUUUGUAUUUGUUUUCAAAGCUAUUGUUCUUAUUAAAAUCCCAUGAAAUUAAAUAAUUUUAUAGAAAGCACAUAGUAUUUCAUUAUUUUGAUUGUAUCAUAAAACGAUUGCUAUUUAGCAGGGGAAACCCAAAAACAAAAAUCUGUUCAGUCAACUUGUAGAAGCAGUUACAAAAUAUUUAAACUGCUUUUAUAAAAAAAAUAAAUACAAUUUGAUUUUCAUUCACAGAUGUUACUUAUCUACAUGCCUUGAUUUCAUUCUGAUAAAGUGUUCUAGGACUCGGUAUCCAUUUCUUUUCUUGUUGCUCGUUAGCUUGAUGACUUAAAUUUGGUAAAAUUCUGCUUCACCUUUUUUGUACCAAUCUGUUAAUGUAUUUGACAAAUUUUAUGGAAGAAGAACUUCAAUAAGUCAAGUUAUUUAAAGAAUGAACUGAAGAGGAAAAAUAGAAGCCUUAGGGUACAAGAGGCUGCUCAAAGAGGAUUCAUUUCCAUAAAAGAUUUUUGAAAUUUAAUAUUGGAUAAAACAAACUUAAUGAUAAAUAUAACUACUUGUUACUUAAGUGUCUAGUUUAACUGAAUCGCACCUCUUCCUGCACCCAGUUCCAAAUAUAGUCCAAUAUUCCUUAUUGUUUUUUUGUAAUGUAUUCCCAGUACCAACAUUCAUAAAUCCUGGUACUUUCACUAAAAUUCC